Molecule: messenger RNA, 709 nt
Organism: Geodia barretti
Lineage: Eukaryota; Metazoa; Porifera; Demospongiae; Tetractinellida; Geodiidae
Source: the annotation of a GenBank genome assembly
GCCGAAGGUUUGCAUCUUAGCGCUUUUGUUUGUAGCGGCACCCCUACGCAGCUGAUGGCUUCAAACGCCAGCUUUCAGUGGACGAUCAGGCCAGCCACAAGGGAGGAUGUGCCGUCCAUUAUAUUCCUAGCUAAGGCACUGGCAGAAUAUUUAUUUGGGCCAAAUACCAAGACAACUGGAGAAAAGGGUACUUACGUAUCAGUAUACUGUCACUAAAGCAGGUGAGUAAGCAAUAUUUCUGCCCUGCUUUUGUAGAAAUAUUGAGAGAUGGGUUUGGAGAGAGGCCAUGGUUCCAUGUGCUGGUGGCUGAAUUGACGUCUGACAAGCCCUCUUCUAGCACGCCACAUAAUGACAGAAUAGUGGGAUACGCUGUAUAUUACUACACCUACUCAAUGUUACAAGGAAGAAGCCUCUUUCUUGAAGAUCUCUGUGUCAAAGAAGAGUACCGCAACUGUGGCAUUGGAACAGCUCUGAUGCAGGAAUGUGCAAAGUUGGCCCGAGAGGAAGGAUGCACUAACAUGACCUGGCAACUAAUGGACUGGAACGCUAAAGCAAAGCAGUUCUAUGAACGGAUCGGUGCAGAUAUUAAAAAAGGCUGGCUGACAAUGAAACUGACGGAGCCUGGACUAGGAAACUUGGCUUCCGGAGGUAGUUCAACAAACAAGAGUGCAUAAAAUGAAUUAUCUGCUCAUGUAGUAUCACACUUGAU